Archocentrus centrarchus (flier cichlid) is the source of this 2015-nucleotide messenger RNA. It is a transcript of the gene foxg1a, whose product is annotated as forkhead box G1a. The transcript has a single exon. Gene Ontology annotation, molecular function: sequence-specific double-stranded DNA binding; DNA-binding transcription factor activity. Lineage: Eukaryota; Metazoa; Chordata; Actinopteri; Cichliformes; Cichlidae. The coding region runs from base 188 to 1513 and encodes 441 amino acids. Gene Ontology annotation, cellular component: nucleus. Gene Ontology annotation, biological process: regulation of transcription by RNA polymerase II. The record is from RefSeq and is a predicted model, not a curated record.
GUGUGUGUUUCCUUUUUUCUCCCCAAACCGAACAUGAAAUAGUUUGUUGGGCUAUACUUUCUUUCUUCCUAUCUAUCCCCCCUUCCUUCCUUCCCGUCCUGGUUCGCAGGCAGAGACAGGACAGAUUGAAACCCAGCUGUGAUCGUCGCUUUUGGUCGUUGCCAUUUUCCCCCCUUAUUGCCCGGUGAUGUUGGAUAUGGGAGAGCGCAAAGAGGUGAAAAUGAUUCCUAAAUCGUCGUUUAGUAUAAACAGUUUGGUGCCCGAGGCCGUGCAAAGCGACAAUAACAACCACCAGAACCAGCAUCACCACCAAAACCACCUUCACCACCACCACCAGAACCACCACCACCGGCCUGGUGCCGCGGACGAAGACGAGCAGAAAGCUCCUCUUCCGGCCGCGCAGUCGGAUGCCAAGGCGGACCCUAAAAGUGAUUCCUCGAGACAGGAGAGCUGCCCGGACGAGAAGGAGAAGCAGGAAGAGAAAAAGGACACGAAAGACGGGGACGGCGGCGCUGGAGGGAAGGACGGAGAGAAGAAAAGCGGCAAGUAUGAAAAACCUCCUUUUAGUUAUAACGCCUUGAUAAUGAUGGCCAUCAGGCAGAGUCCGGAGAAGCGUCUCACUCUGAACGGCAUUUAUGAAUUCAUCAUGAAAAACUUCCCGUACUACCGGGAGAACAAGCAGGGGUGGCAGAACUCCAUCCGGCACAAUCUCAGCCUCAAUAAAUGCUUCGUCAAGGUGCCGCGGCACUACGACGACCCAGGCAAGGGCAACUACUGGAUGCUGGACCCCAGCAGCGACGACGUUUUCAUCGGCGGCACUACUGGGAAGCUCCGGCGGCGGUCCACCACGUCCCGAGCCAAGCUGGCCUUCAAGCGGGGUGCCCGGCUGACCUCUGGGCUGACCUUCAUGGACCGGGCCGGCUCCUUGUACUGGCCCAUGUCCCCCUUCCUCUCCCUACACCACCCACGGGCAGGCGGCGCCCUCGGCUACAACGGGACCUCCUCGGGAUACCCGGGUCAUCCCAUGUCCUACAGCAGCAUGCUCACCCAGAACAUGAGCAACAGCCACUCGUCGUUCCCAUCCUCCAACGGGCUCAGCAUGGACCGGCUGGUCGGCGGGGAUCUCCCCUACGCGACGCACCACCUGACGGCGGCGGCCCUGGCGGCCUCGGCGGUGCCCUGCGGCCUCUCCGUGCCUUGCUCCGGGGCCACUUACUCACUGAACCCCUGCUCGGUGAAUCUACUAGCCGGACAAACCAGUUACUUUUUUCCUCAUGUCCCACACCCGUCCAUGACCACGCAGACCAGUGGCAGCGGCGGCACCUUACAGGCCGCUCGGGCUUCGGCCUCCAAUUCCCCGCAGGCUCCGUCCUCCUCAUCGCUGCCCUGUGACUCUCUUAGGCCGGCUCUGUCCGGCUCUCUGCCGGCCUUCUCCUCGGGACUUUCCGGGGGAUUGUCUGACUAUUUUACGCAUCAGAACCAGAGCUCAACCUCCAACCCGCUUAUACACUAACGCCCCAAACCCUCACCCCCAGCCUCACCCUUCCAUUUUUACCCCACCUCACCUCUCCAUUCAUGCAUCCAUCCCCUCAUUCUACCCUGAAGGAGUGAGAAUCUUAAAGUGACUGGAACUGUAAGUUGAACAUUUUACACUGAACAUUUACAUUGUACAAAAAAAUGACAAAAUUAUUAUAAACUACCUGCUAUAGAAAAAAGAGAAGAGGCUUAAACUGCAAAACAAAAAAGAGCAGCACUGAGAAACUCACAGAAAGCAGCCCUGAAGUUUUCAGGUAUUUUUUAUUAUUAUUAUUAUUAUUAUGAUUAUUAUGAUUAUGAUUGCUUCUUCUUCUGCUCCAUCUUCUCCUGCAGUUUUAAUUUCUGUGUACAUAAUGUCUGUUUCUGUAAGUGUCCGGGGUUUGUCUCUGUAUAGUACUGUCAGUCAGCGACGUGCAAUGUGAUCUGAGAUAAAACAAACAAACAAACAAACAAAAAAAAAAAAUCAAAAAAAAAAAAAA